AUGGCGUCGAAGAGCGCCUCGAGUCUCAUGACUCUCUAUCUUACACUCGCUAGCUUCUGCCUGGGUAAGACAGCCGAUAUGUCGGCUUUUAAUAACCCCAGCCAUGGGCCACCGGCCUCAGAUUUUGCGGCAGCAGACUCGCUGCCGACCUCAGUCCUUCGGGCAGCAGCUGCAGCAGCUAGCGUAGUUCCGAAGGACGCAACAUAUCCCUUUAGCCUGGGUAAUUCCGAAACGUCCACCAUACACAGCGACUGGGUCUCCUUUAAAGAGUUUGUGACGCACGUACAUCCUCUGACAUGCUUAUCCCAGGGAAAUCGAGAUGGCCAAUCGCAGACAAACUGGGGGACUCUGUCUGCAUAUGCAGUGCCUUAUAUUGUGAUUCCCGAUAGGUUUCUGGCUGCAAAUAAGGAUAUUCUGCCAGGAAAUAAUCUUGCAGCCGUGAUCUGUAAUGGCAAGAUGUACUAUGGGAUCCUUGGCGACUCUAAUGGGGAUGACCCCCAAAUUACUGGUGAAGCAUCGUGGCUGAUGGCGAGGACAUGCUUCCCUAAGGAGGAUCUACAGGGGAACAAUGCCCAUUCGUCGAAAGAUGUCACCUGUAAGUGUUCUUGUUGGCUUAACGUCUUAGGGAAGGAGCUGCUCACGAAUCGCAAAGAUAUUCUUUUCACUGGCAAAGAUGCUGUUCUUCCUGAUAACGCCAUGGAUAAAACUUAUAUCACAGAUUUCGACACUCUGAGAUCUAUGGGCGACAAGCUUGUCCGAGCUCUUGCCUCAAACAUGGACAAAUCAGCUUCAUCUGAAUCUCCAGCUACAAGCUUAUGGGCAGGCCGGGGAGUGACGAGGAAUGAUCAUGAAGGUGACGCGAUUUUGAUGGAUCAUUCAGAAGCGGUUUCGGCAGGACCAUGCUGGAAGGCGAUGGCUGCUUGCUAUUUGGAGGAUUUGUUGUAUGCUGGGGGUCAUUAG
Messenger RNA from Aspergillus oryzae RIB40, 960 nucleotides. Its product is annotated as glycoside hydrolase family 75 protein. Lineage: Eukaryota; Fungi; Ascomycota; Eurotiomycetes; Eurotiales; Aspergillaceae. Bases 1 to 960 code for a protein of 319 amino acids. Gene Ontology annotation, molecular function: chitosanase activity. The transcript is spliced from 6 exons. The record is from RefSeq and is a predicted model, not a curated record.